Microcebus murinus (gray mouse lemur) is the source of this 3463-nucleotide messenger RNA. RefSeq names its product zinc finger protein 580 (gene ZNF580). Lineage: Eukaryota; Metazoa; Chordata; Mammalia; Primates; Cheirogaleidae. The record is from RefSeq and is a predicted model, not a curated record. Gene Ontology annotation, molecular function: RNA polymerase II cis-regulatory region sequence-specific DNA binding; DNA-binding transcription factor activity, RNA polymerase II-specific. Gene Ontology annotation, biological process: regulation of transcription by RNA polymerase II.
GGGGUGGCAGGUGUGGCUGUCUUAGAUGCAACUAGUUAUAUGGGCCUGAAAGUCAAGAGAGGGAUUGGGUGGGAGGCUUAGAUUGGGGAGCUGUAGGAGUAAACCAGUGGUUCUCAACUGGGAGUGAUGUUGCCUGCUAGGGGACAUUGGGUAAUCUGGAGACAUUUUGGGUUAUCACCACUGGGGCUUGGGGGAGGAUGCUACUGGCAUCUGGUGGGUGGAGGCCAAGGAUGGUGCUCAGCACCCCACAGUGCACAGGACAGCCCCUCACAAUGAAGAAUUCUAUGGUCUCAAAUGUCAGUACUGCUAAAGUUGAGAAACUGUGGUGUAGGCAGAAGGUGUGGUUGAAGAUAUAUGAGAUGGUGAUCCAGGAAGUAGGAAGGAGGACAAACUCAAAUGCCUUAAACGUGCAGGCAAAUGACCAGAGCAGGGACAGGCCCCGUACACCAGGCAUGCCUUCUCAUCCUGCCCUCCCCAAUAAAAUUACUAGAGGAAGAACUUCUAGGCAGUACUAGCUGAAUAAAAUUCGAGCCACGUGUAAUGUUAAAUUUUCUAGUGGCCUCACUAAAAAAUAAUGAAAAGAAACAGGUGAAAUUAAUUUGAAUAACAUACCUUCCUUAACCCAGUCUAUCCAAGGUAUCAUUCAAAAUGCAAUCCAACAUCAAAUUAUUUGUGAGAUCAUUUGCAUUCUCUCAUUUCUUUUUUGUUGUUGUUGUUGUACUAAGUCUUGGGAAUCUGUUGAGCAUUUUGUGUGUGCACAGCACAUGUCAACACAGAGCAGGCUUUGAGUGCUCAUCGCCUUGUGGGCCUGGGGGCUGUCGUUCUGGACAUGGAAGCCCUAAGAGAUCUUUAAUGUUAGCUUCAUAUCACAAUUGUUGGAUCACUUGAAAGUUUUCUGGAAAAGGUGGCUGCCUUCUCAGUUCCAGCUGGUUCUUGCCACAUGUAGAAGUGGUUUUUGAAGUGUACCUGGCAAUUUGAAUUUGUGUGGGCAUCCUCUGGCUUUUAAAACAUUGCCCUGUACAAUGUUUAAAAAAAAAAAACAAAAAACCCACAAAACUUCGUGGCCUUUGAGCCUCCAGUUUGCACCUGGUUGAGGGGUGGUCUUCAGAUCUGUCCCAUGAGGUAGGUAGCCACUAGUUACAUGUGGCUAUUUAGAUUUAAAUUAUAGGAAAGUAAAUAAAAUGUAAAAUUCAGGUCCUUGAGCCACAUCUCAAGAGUGCAGUAAUCCCACGUGGCUAGUGGCUGUCAUACUGAACAGCGUGCAGAUCAUGGAACAUUUCCACCACUGCAGAAAGUUCUGGUGGACCACUGUCUAGGACAUAGCUCUGGCUACCACCCUCCUAUCCCCCCAGGCCCCCCAGCUGUCCUCAGCGCUCUCCCCGCCUCACCAGUGCCUGCUCCAGGACAAGCGGAGUGCCCUACAAGUACACGGCAGCUGGAGGGAGGACAAGCUGCGGGCGCCACGCUGCGGCCGGGCGAGGGCUGCAGCUCCCGGGGUGCGACUCCUCUGUGCAGUUGCAGCGCACUCUGUGCUCAAGCCCUUGGCGCGCGCGCCUGCGCCCGGGCCUUCGAGUGCCCCAGUGACCAGAGCCCCCGCGCUGACGCACACGCCGGCUGGCCGGCUCUGCCCCCACCGCCUCCGUGGGCCUCGGCUUCCCCAUCUGCCCUGUGGAAAGUGCCACCCUUCCCCGCUUCCUUAGCAGGCAACAUCUGGCCUUCUCUUGCCCUCAGUUUCCCCACGUGCCCACUGGAUACCACCUUCCCCACCUCUAUAUCUGGCAAGGUCUGGCCUUCUCUGGGCCUCAGUUUCCCCAUGUGAUCAGUGGGAAGUGCCACCCUUCUGCACCUCCAUAUAUAGCACCGUCUGGCCUUCUACCGGCCUCGGUUUUCCCAUUUGCUGGAGAAACGGCUUGUGCUACAUCAGAGCAAACGGCUGGCCUCUGGACCUCGCGUUCCCCGUUUGCUCAGCCAACAGAAAUAUCCCUUCUCGCCCUCUGCAUUGUGUGGUGGCUAUGCCUGAGCAGGCAGGGUGGCCCAGUGGAAAGAGGACAAACUUGGGCGCCAAUUCCUUGUGGGACUUCGGACAAAAGACUUAACCUUGCUUAACCUCAGUUUAUUGGCCGAUCUCCGUCAAAGCGAUUGAAUUAUUCCUGUUGGGAAGGUGGUGGUGGGGAGCAGGGGGACCGGCUUCUUUGGAGGGACCCGCGUCUCCCGUUCCCGGGUCCCCCGGAGGCGCUCCAUAAAGGCGGGCCUUUGGGAACAGCCGCCUCAGAGGCAGCGGAACCUUCGCGCGGAGUUCGAGCGUUUCCGGCCGGCCUCCUUUCCCAGGGACGUCGUCGCCCCUCGCGCCCCCGCGCCCGCGCCCCCAGUCCCCGCAUCCCCGGCGCCGCCGGCCCGGAGCUGCCCGGAAGUCUCGGUCCCGACGCCGGCGCUCGCCAGAGGAAGCCCGGGGCCGCCCGGGACCUCGGCCCGCUCCUCCGGACCUGAGAGGCCGCUGCACCGGCUGCCGCUCCAGAUGCUGCUGCUGCCGCCGCGGCCACCCCACCCUCGGUCCUCCUCUCCGGAGGCCAUGGACCCACCGUCCCCCAAGGCUCCCCCUUUCCCCAAGGUGGAAGGCCCCUCCUCCACUCCUUCCUCGGCGGCAGGGCCCCGACCCCCGCGGCUGGGCCGCCACCUACUCAUCGACGCCAACGGGGUCCCCUACACGUACACGGUGCAGCUGGAGGAGGAGCCCCGGGCACCGCCCCAGCGCGAGGCGCCCCCAGGAGAGCCCGGCCCUCGCAAGGGCUACAGCUGCCCAGAGUGCGCCCGUGUCUUUGCUAGCCCUCUGCGGCUGCAGAGCCACCGUGUAUCGCACUCGGACCUCAAGCCCUUCACGUGCGGCGCCUGCGGAAAGGCCUUCAAGCGCUCCAGCCACCUGUCGCGGCACCGCGCCACGCACCGUGCCCGCGCGGGCCCACCGCACACCUGCCCGCUCUGCCCACGCCGCUUCCAGGACGCCGCAGAGCUGGCACAGCACGUGCGCCUCCACUAAGCUCGACACCUGUGCUGCCCUGCCUCUCUUUGGGCCACCAAGUCUGACCCACACAGCGUCACUCCCACACACACUCCCUGGCUCUGAGGUUACUGCCUUACUCUGGGCCUCAGUUUCCCCAUCUUCGAAAAGGAGAAGCAUCAUUCUUUCCCCCUCUUUCUAGCUGUGUGAUGUAGACCAAAGUCAUUGCCCCUCCCUGGACCUGGGAGCCAGUCGGAACUGGGUUCUGGUCCAGCUGUGCUGUGAGCCUUUUCAAGUGAAGUGACCUCUCUGAGCCUUGGUUUUCUGCUAUCUGAAGUGGUGAACUGGUUGUUGUCCUAGAGGGGAAGAGAUAACAAAAGAGCACAGGCACGGUCUGGUUCAUUUCUGUAUCUCCCCCACUUCUGCUCACGACCUCCACCCUUUGCUCAAUAAACAUUCCGCACUCCA